Schizophyllum commune H4-8 is the source of this 2552-nucleotide messenger RNA. RefSeq names its product GMC oxidoreductase. The record is from RefSeq and is a predicted model, not a curated record. Gene Ontology annotation, molecular function: flavin adenine dinucleotide binding; oxidoreductase activity, acting on CH-OH group of donors. NCBI's taxonomy places the organism in Eukaryota, Fungi, Basidiomycota, Agaricomycetes, Agaricales, Schizophyllaceae. The coding region runs from base 481 to 2310 and encodes 609 amino acids. The transcript is spliced from 8 exons.
UUGUCAUGUUCAGCUGGCCAUAUAGUAAAAAGUACAAGGAAAAGGCACCCGGACCGCUCUGCUCGACCCGCUGCGGACCUUCGGACUGCCAUGGUGGGCGCCCCGCGCGAUGCGCGCGGACGGCAGCCAGUUCAAGUGGUUCACCUGCGCUUCCAUCAGAAACUUGAUGAUGCAGAGAGCGGUCAAAGAGGCAGGUGAGGCUCAUCUUCCCAGGAAGAUUUGCGGCAGGGGAACCAUUUUGGCGAGCGCGCGACCCUGGAUACGCAUUUUGACAGAGCACGCCAGAAGCCCACCCCCGCCGGCCCCUUCUUGCAUCUUUGCCGAUCUCACCCAUCGCAAAUACCGUGUGCGGCGGGGGGAUGGUGCGCGUGGUCGUGGACUUUAUAAGCGAGGGGAGUGCGGGAUGGACAGGUCUCUCCGAGGUCUUCCAUUCAUUCCUCUAGAUUUCUCUUCGCUCGUUAGACUCGCGGCGGUUGCAUCAUGGCUCUCGGUGCUCUCGUCGCGCUUGCCCUCUUUGUAUCUCGCUCGUAUGCGGUGACGCUUACGGACGGCGCGGCUUUUGCUGCGGAUACGUUCGACUACAUCGUCGUGGGCUCCGGCUCUGCAGGCUUGACCGUCGCUGCUAGGCUCAGCGAGGAUCCUUCGGUCAAGGUCGGACUUAUCGAGGCGGGUACGACUGCAUUGGGUGAUGAUAUCGUCGACGUUCCGGGCAUGUUUGGCGCGGACCUUGGCACGACUUACGACUGGGCCUACACGACAGAAGAGCAGAACGGUGUCCCUAGCCGCCCAUGGCCCAGAGGAAAGGUUGUCGGAGGUUCCUCCGCCCUCAACUUCCUCGUCUGGGACCGCGCGUCCAAGGCCGACUAUGACGUUAUCGAAAAGCUCGGAAACCCCGGAUGGAACUGGGACAAGCUCUUCAACUACAUGAAGAAGGCCGAGUCCUGGACCGGGCCCACCUCCGAUGAGCAGAGCUCGCUGCAGGCGAGCCCCGACCCCUCGAACAUUGGCUCGAGCGGCCCCAUCAGCGUCUCCUUCGGCAACUAUAUCUCCAAGGCGGCCAAGUCGUGGAUCCCCGCGCUCGAGGCGCUCGGCAUCGCGCGCAACGACAACCCGCUGGGGGGCAAUGUGAUCGGCGCGAACCAGAGCCCGAGCGAUAUCAAUCCCGCGAACAGCACGCGGUCGUAUGCGGCGCCUGCGUACUACUACCCGAAUGAGGCGAGGGAGAACUUGGUGCUGCUCACGGGCGCGCAGGUUACGCGCGUCAACUUCGAUGCGUCUGGUGAUGCGUUGACGGCGACGGGCGUGACGUUUGUGAAUGGUGGCUCGCCAUACAACGCUACUGCCAGCAAGGAGGUCAUCCUGAGCGCGGGUACCGUCAACACUCCUCAGAUUCUCGAGCUGUCGGGUAUUGGGAAGGCUGACGUGCUGUCUGCCUUCGGGAUUUCCCAACUCCUUGAAUUGCCUGUCGGGGAGAACCUCCAGGAGCACACCUACACCUCGGUGGCCUUUGAGGUCGCGAAUGGCACAACUACCCUCGACACGCUCCGCAACGAUCCCUCCUUCCAGGAGGAGCAGCUUGCCAACUGGAAGAGCGGCGCCCCGAGCAUCUACGACCAGGCCGUGCCCUCGCUCGGCUAUGUCACCCUCCAGCAGCUUGUCGGCGACUCGAACGCCUCUUCGUUGAUUGCCAAGGCCCAGGGCUACGCACUCUCGCAGAUCGGCUCGGUCUACUACCCCAUCUUGCAGGCGCAAGUUGCGCUGCUUGCUGAUGACACGGUCGGCCAGAUGGAGCUUAUUGCCAUCGACGGGUUCUUUGCGACGAAUGGCGCGCCGGAGGAGGGCAAGGAGUACAUCACGUUCCUUGCUGCGAACCAGCACGCUCUUAGCCGAGGCUCCAUCCACAUCGCGAGCGCCAACGCGACCGACUACCCCAAGAUCAACGCGAACUACUUCGAUGUCGACUUUGACCUCGACCUCCAGACCGCCGGUACCGAGAAGCUCCUCGAGAUCGCCAAGUCGGGCCCGUACGGCGAGUACGUCGGCGCGCGCGCCGUGCCCUCGCCCGACGUCGCCGACCUGCGCGACUACUCAAAGACGACGCUGUCUACCGAGUACCACCCCAUCGGCACGGCGUCGCUGCUCCCGAAGGACAAGGGCGGCGUCGUCGACCCGCAGCUCAAGGUCUACGGCACCUCGAACCUGCGCGUUAUUGACGCGUCGGUUAUCCCGAUCCAUAUUUCCGCGCACAUCCAGUCGACGGUGGUCGGCAUCGCGGAGUAUGGUGCGGAUAUUAUCAAGGGCGUCGCAUAAGGUGCAGACUGUCGCGUGAGUAGGUGCUUGAGCGGAUACCCUAUGCUUAUUGGACGGUACAUACGGACGAUGGACAGUGUUGCAUACACAGUAUUUACUAUGAGUGGCAGAAUGUACCAUAAGAGCCUCAUCUAAUCGCUCGUUUACAUGCUCACUAUACUCUGGAAUACAGCUCAUGGGUAACAUGGAUUCACGGGUGAGCGUGAGACUGCUAAGAUAGCAAUCGUCUUAUGCCCAACCGC